CUUCGCUCUUGCCCCACAAAAGUAGAAGAAAAUCAUUUCCUCUUCCUCUGGCCAAAGGCGGAGUCCUCCAUCUCUCUCAAAGCCUCCAAUCACGCUCUUCUCUAAGGGAAGUCAGUAUGGAUCAGGUUCAACACCCAACUGUCAUGCAGAAGGCAGCAGGCCAGGUCACUCGUUUUAGAAAUUCCCAAGAUUUUCAAGCGAAUGAUGGGUCCUUCUGCAGGCCUGCUCUAUACCAAAGGCAUGCUGUAUAUCGGAAUUACUCCAAUGCUGCACUGCAGUAUUCUACUAUCCGAGCUUGUGGAGCUACCAGUGACCUAUCUAUGGUUUCAUCAACUGCAUCUUCUGUUUGUAUUCAAGCCCCUGCUGAGAAAGGGUUUGCCAGCUUUGCUAUUGAUUUCCUAAUGGGUGGUGUUUCUGCUGCUGUUUCUAAGACAGCUGCUGCUCCAAUUGAGCGUGUUAAGCUUUUGAUUCAGAACCAGGAUGAAAUGAUUAAAAGUGGUAGGCUCUCUGAACCUUACAAGGGAAUUAGUGAUUGUUUCAAGCGAACGAUUCAAGAUGAAGGAUUUGGAUCUUUGUGGAGAGGAAACACUGCAAAUGUUAUUCGUUAUUUCCCCACUCAGGCCCUGAACUUUGCUUUCAAGGAUUACUUCAAGAGGCUUUUCAACUUCAAAAAAGACAGAGAUGGUUACUGGAAAUGGUUUGCUGGGAACUUGGCAUCAGGUGGUGCUGCUGGUGCUUCUUCCCUUCUGUUUGUCUACUCCUUGGACUAUGCUCGAACCCGUCUUGCCAAUGAUGCAAAGGCUGCAAAGAAGGGAGGAGAUAGGCAAUUCAAUGGCCUUGUUGAUGUCUACAGGAAGACCUUAAAAUCUGAUGGUAUUGCUGGGCUUUACCGUGGUUUCAAUAUUUCAUGUGUUGGUAUCAUUGUUUACCGUGGUCUAUACUUUGGAAUGUACGACUCUCUGAAGCCGGUGCUUUUGACUGGAAGUUUGCAGGAUAGUUUCUUUGCUAGCUUUGCCCUUGGUUGGCUCAUCACAAACGGUGCUGGCCUUGCAUCUUACCCGAUUGACACUGUGCGUAGAAGAAUGAUGAUGACCUCUGGUGAAGCAGUAAAGUACAAGAGCUCGCUUGAUGCAUUCUCUCAGAUAUUGAAAAAUGAGGGUGCCAAGUCUCUAUUUAAGGGUGCUGGAGCUAACAUCCUUCGUGCCAUUGCCGGUGCUGGUGUGCUCGCCGGAUAUGACAAGUUGCAGCUCAUUGUGUUUGGAAAGAAGUAUGGAUCGGGUGGUGCUUAAUCUUUUAGUCCCGUUUAGGUUUAUAGACGGCUAUUCCAUCAAAUAAUUCAGAUUCAGUGGGGGGGUUACUCUCCAAACAAUUUUUGUUUUGUUUUGGUUUGGU
This is a messenger RNA of Hibiscus syriacus, 1392 nucleotides long. Its product is annotated as ADP,ATP carrier protein 1, mitochondrial-like. The record is from RefSeq and is a predicted model, not a curated record. Gene Ontology annotation, biological process: mitochondrial ADP transmembrane transport; mitochondrial ATP transmembrane transport. Lineage: Eukaryota; Viridiplantae; Streptophyta; Magnoliopsida; Malvales; Malvaceae. Gene Ontology annotation, molecular function: ATP:ADP antiporter activity. The coding region runs from base 117 to 1289 and encodes 390 amino acids. The transcript is spliced from 4 exons. Gene Ontology annotation, cellular component: mitochondrial inner membrane.